AUGGACGAUUCAUUGAUCAAUCCUGUGUUAAUAUCAUCAUCGGCGCAUCUCGAAGAUGUCGAACAGUUAAUCAAAAACAUUGAAAAACAGACCUUCAUUGCUGAUAAUCUUUUAAACAUAUCUCAUAGCUCCAAUGUCAAAGAAACGGUAAUCAAAUCGUUCACGUCUAAUUCAUCAGACAUUGCCCCGUUGGACAAUCAUCUUCUUUCAAAAAUUAUUCCAGGUGUCAAUGGUACUUCGAAUAAAGAUGAAAACGUUGUUAAACAACGCGAUUCAUUAGAUGUGGAUGAUGUGAGGAAACAACAGAUCUUUUCCGCAACAACAAAUGAUCAAAGUUUAGUCCACGAACCAGACACUGCAUACACUUGGGAUGACCAAUAUGAUGCACGUGCGAAUUACCGACUUACUUUUAGUACUGAUAGAUUACAACAAGCCGAUACCAAGUCAGAUAAAUCUCGUCGAUAUAAACAUCAAGCAACAAGUCAACAGAUAACUACAAACUAUUCCGAUGAUGACAUUCCGAUGAAUAUUAACAAUAAUAUGAACGAUUGGUCAAUACGUUCAUCUUCGAAUAUGUUAGAUCAAUCAAUGAAUCCAACACCAACGGCACAGCAACAACCGAUCCCGACAAAUCAAUCUUCAGGCUCAUCGACAACAUCAUCGUCAACAUCAUGGCGACAAACGAAGGAAAGUCAACGUACAGCAGGAGGAAUGCAAUCAAAAGACGUUCGACCGCCAUCACCGUUAUGUCUAUACAAGAUUUUUCAACAAAAAUCCAAUAUGAAUCCACUGCCGACCAUCCGAACUAUUUUUCCCUUGAAUCCUCUCCAACGAGAUCUGCUCACUCCUAAUCAUAAUACUGAAAGUAGUACAGAUAAAUCGAACAAUCAUCGUCGAUCUCGGCUCAGUUCUGAUCAAGCUAUUCAAACCUCACUGCAUUCAGCACCAAAUAAUCGUCAUCGAUCUACAUCUGUAGCAGCACGAAAAUCCGAUUCAUUCGAUCAACUGGCAACUUCGACUCGAACUCUCAUUCAUAAGUCUCUACCCGAUCUUUCAUUUAUAUCUCAAUAUACCAAAGAGUUACCUCGAUCUCAUACAACAUCGUCGUCAAUCUUGAUCUCAAAUAAUACUCGAGCAACACCAUCUCCAACAAUUAUCCAACAACCCAAACAAGAUUCAGAUCGACCACGUACAUUGAAAUCAAUUAAACGGUACAAGAAUAACAAACAUUCUACAGAACCUCUGGGAGUCUUCUACAGUCCACAAUUACGAAAGACAUUUGCAGCUGUGCCAAUAAUAACAGAAUCGAGUGCAUCAUCGCCAACUGCACAUAUCAACAAAUCUCAAGCAGCGAAUCUCAAAUCUUGUUUGAAAGCCGCAUCACGGGCAAAUUCUUGUGAUAUUCAAAAUGCCAUUGAAGAACAGAAGUCGCCAAUGUCAAAUAAGAAGCUCAUGAAUAAUCAGCAUUCCAUUCCACAACCCAAAUCACCGUCGUCAUGCAUCCGCCGAAGUCCGGGUGUCAAUAAACUCAAAUAUUUAGACACAGUUUGGUCUUCCAACAAACUUAGUGCAUACAUGUUACCGGAUUCGUCGCGAGGUCAUCAUUCCGAACAUGACCUAAUCUCGUUAAUUCCCGGGGAGAAUUCUACAAAGAAGAGUAUUAGCUUUUCCGAGGAUAUUUCCAAACAACUUCUAUCGCCUUGUAACCCAGCAAUUGCUUUCACCACUGACCUUCCAUUAGAAGUAUAUGAAAGUAACAAACGGUUGACAAAACGAACAACGGCACGAUGUAGAGACGUACGUCGAUGUCAGACUGACAUUAUUGCUGUUGAUCCUGUUCUUCACCUACAUUCAUUUACUGACAGUCCACCAAAUGAGUUCUGUUUACAGCGAGAUGAUGAUCAGACGGACGACGAUGAACUUUUGAUGAAAAAUUCAACGAUCAAUAUCAUUACCGAUCUCGACGAAACCAUGCCUAUCAGUAAGGAAAUUCAAUCACCCUCUCCCAUCGAUCAAGAAAAGAAAUCCUCGAUACUUGAUGAUAUUGUUGUUACUGUCAAUAACAUCGUCAAACGUUUGUUAGAAAUAAAACAAACUGGAAAGAUGUUCUUUCUUGAUAAUGAACAGAAUUCCCAAUUGGAUGUCUUAUUGAAAAACGAUCUGUGCCCUGCAAUUCAAGCCAUUCUCGAACAUGGCCGGAAAGAAUUGAAGAAAACGACUCUAUGGAAAAUCAUCGAAUCAUCAAUUGACAAGCAUCCUUCAACAACAGCACAAGUACCUUUAGCUUAUCAGGAAGCGAAACUGAUCGCACAGAAUACAUCAUCAUAUUGGUUAUUUAAAUUCCAAGCUUUUAUUUUUAUCCUAUUAAAUAAAAAUGAACUCAUUAAUUGGCUUUAUUAUUUCACUCGACAGAAAGAGAUUCUCCUCCGCUAUUAUCAAUCACCUGAUGCUUUAAUUCUCGUUUCGAUAUCGUCAACAUUCAAUCUUUUCGAACGAAUCAUGACACAAUUAGAGAAACUCACUACACUUACCUUCCGUUUGACAUAUCAUACACCAGAUCUGUCAUCGGUCAAUGACGAACAAUUGAAUACAUCGUACAUUAGUAUUCAUCCGGCGAAGACGUGCGCACGUGAUUGGGUGAUGACUAUUUCACGACGAAAUCCGAAAACAUUCACGCAACCGAUUCUACAGAAUUCUUCCAAUGACACCUUUCGUUCGACAUUAUCCAGGAAGUUUAAUGCUAUAUUCAGCAAAACAAAUCCGCCGCAGCAGAUGAAAUCUUCGCCAGUCAUCGCCACGAAAAUGCCCGACGGCAAAAGGCAAAGCAAAUCGCCCGGCCCGACACGUCGCGCACGUUUUUCUAGUGUAUUCAGUAAUGCACCAACAACAGUUACCACGACGAUCUCCAGUCCAAAAAUAAAGUAUACAAUACGACCAAGUACAUCUCCAUCGAGAGGAGCGACUAUGCUAACUCAAUCGAAAAUUCCACGUCCAUCGUUGAAUGUCGAUAAGCCUAAAUCAGUUCGAUAUCACUCUACAGCACCGUCAUGA
Adineta ricciae is the source of this 3051-nucleotide messenger RNA. The record is from the annotation of a GenBank genome assembly. Lineage: Eukaryota; Metazoa; Rotifera; Eurotatoria; Adinetida; Adinetidae.